This is a messenger RNA of Anisakis simplex (herring worm), 912 nucleotides long. Lineage: Eukaryota; Metazoa; Nematoda; Chromadorea; Rhabditida; Anisakidae. The record is from the annotation of a GenBank genome assembly.
AUGGAUGCUAGGAGUGGGUUCGAAUCAUGGGAAGACUUCGAACGGGAUCAUCACAAUCCAGAUCAUCGAGCGAUUGCAUCGCUACACAGGAAACUUGAACCAUUUCUGUUGAGACGAGUCAAAAAAGAUGUCGAAAAAUCAUUGCCCGCGAAGGUCGAACAAAUUCUUCGUGUCGAUAUGACCAUCCAGCAGAAACAAUUCUACAAAUGGAUUCUCACAAAGAAUUACAAAGAGUUAUCAAAAGGUGUCAAAGGUUCCAUCAACGGAUUCGUCAAUUUGAUAAUGGAACUGAAGAAAUGUUGUAAUCAUGCGUCGUUGGUUCGUGCAUACGAUUAUUAUGAGGACAACGCUCAAGCCAGAUUGCAGCAAUUACUCAAAUCAUCCGGUAAACUGAUUCUGUUGGAUAAAUUGUUGUGUCGUUUGCACGAGACUGGUCAUCGAGUGUUGAUAUUCUCACAGAUGCGUCUUGACGGUUCAAUGCGAGCGGAUUUACGUAAAGCCGCAUUGGAUCAUUUCAAUGCGCCCGGAUCAUCGGAUUUUUGCUUUCUUUUAUCGACUCGUGCCGGUGGAUUGGGCAUUAACUUGGCUACAGCCGAUACGGUGAUAAUAUUCGAUUCGGAUUGGAAUCCACAAAAUGAUCUGCAAGCGAUGAGCAGAGCACAUCGUAUUGGGCAGAAGAAACAGGUGAACAUCUACCGUUUGGUAACGAAAGCAUCGGUUGAAGAGGAAAUUGUGGAGAGAGCGAAACGAAAGUUGGUGCUGGAUCAUCUUGUUAUCCAGGUGAACAUCUACCGUUUGGUAACAAAAGCAUCCGUUGAAGAGGAAAUUGUGGAGAGAGCGAAACGAAAGUUGGUGCUGGAUCAUCUUGUUAUCCAGGUAUUUUACCUAUUAUCCAGGUUUUGCAUGAAGUAA